Molecule: messenger RNA, 809 nt
Organism: Drosophila eugracilis
Lineage: Eukaryota; Metazoa; Arthropoda; Insecta; Diptera; Drosophilidae
Product: serine protease 1
Exons: 1
Coding region: 5-763 (252 amino acids)
Biological process (GO): proteolysis
Molecular function (GO): serine-type endopeptidase activity
Source: RefSeq, a predicted model, not a curated record
AAUCAUGAAGCUGUUGGUAGUGGUCUUGGCCCUGGCUGCCAUCUCCUUAGGAACUGCUAAGAAACUACCCGAUGAUCCUGAUCAUAUUAUCACCAAUGGAAAUCAAGCCUAUGAUGGGCAAGCGCCCUAUGUAGUGGGCAUGGCCUUUGGGCAGAGCAACAUCUGGUGCAGUGGAACAAUAAUCGGCGAUACUUGGAUCCUAACGUCAUCUCAAUGCUUAACUGGCAGUUCCGGAGUAACCAUCUAUUUUGGAGCCACCCGGCUGAGCCAGGCCCAGUAUACGGUGACAGUGGGCACCAGCGAGUACGUUACCGGAAAUCAGCAUCUCGCCCUGGUUCGUAUUCCGCGUAUUGGCUUUAGCAACCGUGUUAACCGGGUUGCUCUGCCAUCGCUAAGGGAUCGAUCCCAGCUUUACGAAAACUGGUGGGCCAGCGUCUGCGGAUGGGGAGUUACUACCUUUAACAAUGGCCUAACCGAUGCACUGCAGUGCGUCGAUCUCCAGAUUAUGCCCAACAACGAGUGCUCGGCUGUCUACGGAUCUACUACGGUUUCUGAUCAGAUUCUCUGCACCCGCACUCCCAACGGCAGGUCCACUUGCUUUGGAGAUGCUGGCAGUCCCCUGGUCACCAAGCAAGGAUCCACCGUUGUGGGGAUUUCAGCUUUCGUGGCUUCCAACGGUUGCACCUUGGGAUUGCCUGCUGGCUUUGCCAGGGUCACAGCUGCACUGGAUUGGAUCCGUCAAAGGACCGGAAUCUAUAACUAAAGGCUCAAGUAAUAGCAGAAUAAAGUAUGAAAUCUCUAAAACUGCA